This is a messenger RNA of Durio zibethinus, 1563 nucleotides long. It is a transcript of the gene PAP16, whose product is annotated as purple acid phosphatase 16. Gene Ontology annotation, molecular function: hydrolase activity, acting on ester bonds. Lineage: Eukaryota; Viridiplantae; Streptophyta; Magnoliopsida; Malvales; Malvaceae. Gene Ontology annotation, cellular component: cytoplasm. The record is from RefSeq and is a predicted model, not a curated record.
UUGAUGUGAAGGUCAUUUCUGUCUUUUGACACAGUUGAUAAUUGGAAUAUCCGACCUCCGUCCAACGGGAAUAUCCGCCUCGUAUACCCAAAAUCUGUUUAUUGCUUACUGCUUUUGCCGCCAUUUCCAAAGCUCUCCAUGCCUAAUUAACAGUUCAACUAACAAUCUCCUCGUCGCCGAUUAAUAUGGCUCCGUCCUUAUCUAAUUUGACCAUUUUGUCCCUUCCUUAUAUCUCUUUCCUUCUCCAAGCCAUCGUCUUGGCCGUCGGAGCAUCCGGUCAUCCGCAUCAAGAACACCUUCAGACGAUCGUCCAACGAAAGACGACGCCGGAAAACCAUAUCCGGAUACGGGCGGGUGCACCGUUUAAAAUAGCCCUAUUUGCCGACUUGCAUUUCGGGGAGAACGCGUGGACGGAUUGGGGCCCGCAACAGGAUGUGAGGUCUAUCAAGGUUAUGUCAAGUGUGCUGGACACUGAAACUCCAGAUUUUGUAGUAUAUCUUGGCGAUGUUAUUACGGCGAACAACAUCCCAAUUGCAAAUGCAAGCUUAUAUUGGGAUCAGGCACUAUCUCCGACAAGAUCCAGGGGCAUCCCAUGGGCUAGUGUAUUUGGAAACCAUGAUGAUGCACCAUUUGUGUGGCCAAUUGAGUGGUUUUCAGCCCCUGGAAUUCCUCAGCUUGUUUGCCCUGUGGUCAAUUCAUCAUAUUCAGGUGAACUAGAAUGUAGUUUUAGGGGAACAUCACGAUUGGCGCUGAUGAAAAAUGAGAUGGACAAUAAUUUGUUAUCAUUUUCUAGAAACGGGCCUAAAGAUCUUUGGCCAGGUAUAUCCAACUAUGUACUCCAAGUCUUGUCAGUAGAGACACCACAAACGCCUUUAGUGUAUCUCUACUUUCUAGAUUCUGGUGGAGGUACCUAUCCAGAAGUUAUAUCAAGUGCCCAAGUAGAAUGGUUUAAGCGCUUAUCUGAAGAAAUUAAUCCCGAUUCAAGGGUCCCGGAACUAAUCUUCUGGCACAUACCAAGUAAAGCUUAUAAGAAGGUGGCUCCUAUUUUUAGAAUACGCCAGCCUUGUGUAGGUUCCAUCAACAAGGAAAAGGUUGCUGCUCAAGAAGCUGAAAUGGGUAUCAUGAAGAUUCUUGUUGAAAGGCCUUCCAUCAAGGCAGUGUUUGUUGGGCAUAACCAUGGAUUGGACUGGUGCUGCCCAUACAGGAAAGUUUGGCUGUGCUUUGCUAGACAUACUGGUUAUGGUGGUUAUGGAAACUGGCCCAGAGGGUCUAGAAUCCUGGAAAUCAAUGAGGAUCCCUUCUCUGUAGAGUCAUGGAUAAGGAUGGAAGAUGGUUCUGUACAUAGUAAAGUUAUCCUGACUUAACUCGUUUACUUGCUGUUGCUGUAGUAUGAAAGGACAGGAGAAAAUGAUCAAGCUAAAGUAAACAAGGAAAUACGAAGAAUAGAUGUACUAAUGAAUUGAAUGUAAUAUAUAAAUUAUAAUAUAAUAAAUAAAAUUUUAAAAAAAAUUAUAUAUAGAUAAAUAAAUAUUAUCUCCAGCUUGAGGAGGGUUAAGAUUUUGG